Ficedula albicollis (Collared flycatcher) is the source of this 5948-nucleotide messenger RNA. It is a transcript of the gene IQGAP3, whose product is annotated as IQ motif containing GTPase activating protein 3. Gene Ontology annotation, biological process: regulation of actin cytoskeleton organization; regulation of GTPase activity. Gene Ontology annotation, cellular component: cytoplasm. Lineage: Eukaryota; Metazoa; Chordata; Aves; Passeriformes; Muscicapidae. The record is from RefSeq and is a predicted model, not a curated record. The coding region runs from base 127 to 4719 and encodes 1530 amino acids. The transcript is spliced from 35 exons. Gene Ontology annotation, molecular function: actin filament binding; GTPase activator activity; calmodulin binding.
AGAGCCUGGCUUCCUUUCCCAAGUCUUGGUUUCAGUGGCCAUGGGGGCUUCAAGGAGCCUCCCUGAGCAGGGGGCUCUGAUGGGACACCCCUUUUCUGCCCAGGUGAGCGCCCGACUGCAGACGAGAUGGACGAACAGAGGAGGCAGAACGUUGCCUACCAGUACCUGUGUCACCUGGAGGAAGCCAAGCGCUGGAUGGAGGCCUGUCUGGGUGAGGGGCUGCCCCCAUCCACAGAGCUGGAGGAGACUCUGCGCAAUGGGGUCCUUCUGGCCAAGCUGGGCCACUGCUUUGCCCCUGCUGUUGUCCCAGUGAAGAAGAUCUACGACCCUGAACAGACACGGUACAAGGCAGCCGGGCUUCACUUUCGGCACACGGAUAACAUCAACCACUGGCGCCAUGCCAUGAGCCACGUGGGGCUUCCCUCGAUCUUCCACCCAGAGACCACUGAUGUCUAUGACAAGAAGAACAUGCCCCGGGUGGUCUACUGCAUCCAUGCACUCAGCUUCUACCUCUUCAAGCUGGGGCUGGCUCCUCCGAUCCAGGACUUGUAUGGGAAAGUGAACUUCACAGAGGAGGAGAUCAACAACAUGAAGAGGGAGCUGGAGAAGUAUGGGCUGCAGCUGCCUGCCUUCAGCAAGAUCGGUGGCAUUUUGGCCAAUGAGCUCUCAGUGGAUGAAGCAGCAGUGCAUGCUGCAGUGCUGGCCAUCAACGAGGCGGUGGCUCGGGGGGUGGUGGCCCAGACCAUGGAGGCCCUGCACAACCCCCACGCCAUGCUGGUGGGGCUACGGGAGGAGCUGGCAGGUGUCUACCAGGAGGUGCUGCACCAGGCCAAGCUGGAGAAGGGCAGCAAUGCCAGGAACAGGUACCUGCAGGUGAUCCCCGAAGGAGAGGAUGUCUACGAUUGGUGUCUGACCCAGGCUGAAAUCCAAGGGAACAUCAACAAAGUGAACGUGCGUGGGGCUCUGGAGGAGGUGGACAAUGCCCUGGAGAGACAGGAUGUGCUGGCACUGCACCGUGCCCUGCAGGACCCCGCCCUGGCCCUGCGCCGCCUCCAGCGCGACAACCUCGAGCUCUACUUGGAGCAGCUCAGCACGGACCGGGAGGAGAAGGCACUGGAACUGGGCUACCUGGAGCUGCUGGAGCAGGAGGAGGUGCAGGCAGGGAUCCUCACAGCAAACCAGAGGGAGGAGAAGGAGCGAGCCAUGCUGCAGGCUGUGGGCCGGAUAAACGCUGCUGUCCGCCGAGGGAUGCCAGCAGAAACCUUGGAAGCACUGAUGGACCCUGCAGCCCAAUUGCCUGAUGUGCACCCCCCUGCUGCCCCCCUGUACCAGCACCAGCUGGCCCUGCUGCAGGGCCAGCACCCACGGGGCGAGCUGGCACAGGAGGAGCUGUUUGUGGCUGUGGAGAUGCUCUCAGCUGUGGCACUGGUUAACCAAGCCCUGGAUGCCAAGAACCCCAACAGGCUCUGGCGCAGCCUGGUCAGCCCUGCCCUGGGCCUCUCAGGAGUUGAGGAUACAAAUGCACAGCGGUACUUUGAUGACUUGUUGCAGCUGAAAGGCCAAUUGAGGAAAGCAGGAGCUGAGUUCCUGAGCUGGAAUGACAUUCAGGACAGCGUCAACAGCACCAAUUCAUCAGUGCAGGAUGAAAACGACCGAGUCCAUGCAGUCCGGCUGGUGAACGAGGCGCUGCUGCAGGAGGACCCUGAGAGGACACUGGCAGCACUGCUGCUGCUGGCACCUGCCCUGCCUGACAUCGCCCUUCCAACUGCCCCACGCUACCACAGUGUGCUGUCCAGGGCACGGAGGCACAAGGUCCAGGCCACGGAGGACGACGGAGCUGUUCUUUGGUGGGAAGAGAUCCAGGAAGGGGUCUGCCAGGCCAACCAGGACACAGUGGCAGCCAGGAGUAUGGCUCUGGGCAUAGCUGCCAUCAACCAGGCCAUCAAGGAAGGGAAGGCAUCACAGACACUGAGGGUGCUGUGCAACCCUGACGUGGCUCUGCGUGGGGUGGUGGACGCCUGUGCUGACACCUACCAGGAGCAGCUGGCAGCUCUGAUGGCGACCAAGAGACCAGCAGGGAGCGUGAAGCCAUCCUGGAUCCGGCACAAACUGCUGGAUGAUGCCGAGUUCUACCUGAACCUGCAGACCUUGGAGGGCAGCUGGCAGUGCCCACGCAAUGGCAGCUUCAACACCACACACCUGAGCCGGGAGGAGAUCCAGGCUUGUUGGAGGGGGUACAGACAGCGCAGAGCUUACCUGGAGAGGCUGCACUACUUCAGGCAGAAUAUUAAAGCUGUAGUUAAAAUCCAGGCUUUUGUGCGAGCGAGCAAGGCCCGUGGGGAUUACAGGAUGUUGGUCCACACCAAGAGUCCACCCUUGCCCAUUGUCCAGCGCUUCAUCCACCUGCUGGAGCAGAGCCAGCACGACUUCUGGGAGGAGUCGGAGGUGCUGCGGCUGCAGGAGGAGCUGGUGAAGAGGAUCCGUGCCUUAGGGCAGCUGGAGAGCGACCUGGACCUCAUGGACAUCAAGAUUGGGCUGCUGGUCAAGAACAGGAUCACGCUGCAGGAGGUGGUCUCCCACUGCAAGAAGCUGACCAAGAAGAACAAGGAGCAGCUGUCAGAGAUGAUGUCCCUGGACAAGCAGAAGGGGCUCAAGUCGCUCAGCAGGGAGAAGAGGCAGAAGCUGGAGGCCUAUCAGCACCUCUUCUACCUGCUGCAGACACAGCCAGUCUACCUGGCCAGGCUGAUCUUCCAGAUGCCCCAGAACAAGUCCACCAAGUUCAUGGAGUCGGUGAUCUUUACCCUUUACAACUAUGCAUCCAACCCACGGGAGGCUUAUCUGCUGCUGCAGCUCUUCAAAGUGGCUCUGCAGGAGGAGAUCAGGUCCAAGGUGGACCACGUUCACGACAUCCUGACGGGCAAUGCCACAGUGAUCAGGCUGGUGGUCAGCUUCUACCGCAACGCGCCCGGGCAGAACGCCCUGCGGCACAUCCUGGCUGCUCCAGUGCAGCAGGUGCUGCAGGACAGGACUCUCAGCAUCCACACAGACCCUGUGGACAUCUACAAGGCGUGGAUCAACCAGACUGAGUCGCAGAGUGGGCACAGAAGCAAGCUCCCAUAUGAGGUCAGUCCUGAGCAGGCUCUCAGCCACCCCGAGGUCCAAAGGCAGCUGGACAUUUCUAUCAGCAAUCUCCUGGCAAUAACAGACAAGUUUGUCUCUGCCAUCACCUCUUCUGUUGACAAGAUCCCCUAUGGGAUGCGCUACAUGGCCAAAAUCCUGAGGACAUCCUUGGUUGAGAAAUUCCCCAAGGCCCCAGCAGAGGAGGUUGAUAAGGUGGUGGGGAACCUGCUCUACUACCGCUUCCUGAACCCGGCGGUGGUGGCCCCCGACGGCUUUGACGUGGUGGCCGUGGCAGCCGGAGCCGCGCUGCGCCCCGAGCAGCGCCGCGGCCUGGGCUGCAUCGCCAGGCUGCUGCAGCGCGCCGCCGCCCGCAGGCCCUUCCAGGGGCACGGCUCCCACCUCUGCCGCCUCAACCAGUACCUGCACGACGCCCACUGCAAGUUCAGGACGUUCAUCUCUGCUGCCUGCUGCGUCCCUGAGCCUGAAGAGAGGUUUAACAUGGAUGAGUACUCAGAGAUGGUGGCAGUGGCCAAGCCAGUCGUCUACAUCACUGUGGGGGAGCUCAUUAACACACACAAGCUCCUGCUCGAGCACCAGGACUCCAUUGCACCACACCACAGUGACCCCCUGCAUGAGCUCCUGGAGGAUCUUGAUGAGCUCCCUACAGUCCAGUCCCUGGUUGGGGAGAGUGUUGCCAGCCUGGGAGAUGGUGCUGAGCAGAUGCUCUCCCAGCUCAGCAGAACAGAGAUCUCCCUCACCCUCACCAACAAGCUGAUGCCAGUGGCCAGCAGUGAGGAGAGUGACACGAGGAGCCUGCUGCUGAGCACCAAGCAGAUGCUGGUGGAUUUGAUCCAGGUCCAGCCAGGAAAUUCCCUCCCAGAAAUCCUGUGGACACCAGCCUCAGAGCAUGAGGAAGCUGCCCACGAGCUGCUGGUGCGCCGGCGGGCGCUGCAGGAUGCCCGGGGCCGUGGCUCGCUGGCGGCCAACGCGCAGCUCUGCACGCAGGAGAAGAAGCGCAGGGUCAUCCAGAACCUGCGGCGCCUGGAGAGCCUGGGGCUGCUGAGCCCUGCCAACCAGUACCAGCAGCUGCUGGAUGAGCUGGCCAAGGACAUCCGGAACCAGCGGCGGCACCGGCAGCAGCGCCGCAGGGAGCUCCUGAAGCUGAGGCAGACCCUGCAGGGCCUUGAUGCCAAGACUCUGUUUUAUGAGGAGCAAAUUGAUUAUUACAACCAGUACAUCAAGACCUGCCUUGACAACCUGGCAGCCAGCAACAAGGUCAGUGGGAAGAGCAAGAAGCUGCCAUCACUGCACUACACAGCAGCCCAGCUGUGGGAGAAGGGGGUGCUGCUGGAGAUCCAGGACCUGCCACCCAGCCAGCUCAAGAAUGUGAUUUUCGACAUCAUCCCCUGUGAGGAAUCAGGCAGGUUCCAGGUGAAAGCCAAAUUCAUGGGGAUUGACAUGGAGUGCUUCCAGCUGCACUACCAGGACCUGCUGCAGCUGCAGUAUGAGGGUGUAGCAGUCAUGAAGAUGUUUGAUAAGGCCAAGGUCAAUGUCAACCUGCUCAUUUUCCUCCUCAACAAGAAGUUCUUCAAGAAGUAACGGGGUCAGGGGUGGGGGGCAAUGUAAAGCUGCCAAAGAGACCUGAGGCUCGGGGGUCCCAGGGCAGGGAAGCUGCUGCUGGCCAUGGAGCUUUCCUGCAUGGGUGCAGUGUGCUUGAGCAUCUGCAGCCAGUGCUGCCUGAGUGGGGAACACAGGGCUCAGCCCCAGCCCUGGGCACCCCCGGCUUGGUGCUAAGCCAGAGCCCAACCUCCCUGCAGGAGGGUGCAGCUGCCAAAGCUUUUGCACCAUGUAUUACUUUUUAAAUCUAUUUUAUCUGGGUAUUUUGGCUGUUUAAUUCCUGUGUUGCCAACAGCCAGCUGCCCAAGGACACUGUUUUUCUGGACACUACAGAGGUUUUACUGAUGUAAUAAAGGUAUUCUAAUAUAUCUAUAUCUAUCUAUAUAUACAUCUAUAUGUAUGUAUAUAUUUCUUCCUCACACUAAGGCUGGGGAAAUGUCAGAAUCAGUCUUUAUAUAGAGGGCUAGGGAGAGGCCAGAACAGAGGCAAUAACUGUUUGUGGUGACACCUGUGAGCUCUUCUCUAGUAUGCUGAGGUACAAUAGGAGAAUUUUGGUUUUAAAGGUGAAUUUCACUGCUCUUCAGCCGGGCUGUGAAACAAGAGAGAGGCUCAGUGUCAGUGCUGUCCCAUGGCUGCUUUGAGGGACUGGAGCAGGGAGCACAGCUCUGGACCACACUGGUGCCUGGCAUCUGCUGUGGAACAGCCCCACAGCACCAUCUCAGGAGGGAUGGUGGUGUCUCUGUCCCCUCUUGAUUUGCUCUGGUGCUCAAUUGGUUUUCAAGUGUGGGACAAUGACUGUGUUUGGCCAUGGCUGUAUUUAAAGCACUUUCUCUCCAUGUGAGCUCCUCUUCCAGCCCCUUCCAUGGCAUGGGAAGGGAGCUGCUGGUAGUCCCAACCUCCUCCCAGCCCAUCUCCUUCAGGCACGGGAGCAGCAGGUCCCAAACCUGCUCUGCAAAGGAAGUUUUUGGGGGAUUGGAAUAGGAAUCUCCCUCUCUGCUCAAUAACUGCUGUGGGACCUUGAGGCAGCUCAGUGGUACCUGAUCUAUUGGCAUCUGUCUUGUCUUUGGAAAGUGAUGUUUGUUUGUGAGGUUUUUAAGUGUUUUUUCUUUCCCUGCUCUCAUAUAAAUGCCUCAAACUGUGCUUAUUUUAUCCCCAUCCGUGCUGGAUUCCUGCUGUGCUGCCUCUGCUUGUUUACUCUAAAUAAAGAUGUA